AUGAUGGUGGGGAAGCAGGUUGAAGCUUUGGCCUCCAAAGCACUGGUAAUGGCCUUAAGUGACAGCGUGGUUAUGGUUUCUAUUGGUUCAAAAGCAUUGGUGUCAAGAAGGUCAAUGGGCGACCACGAUCAUGAAUCCCUCGAGCAGGCCAAAACUAAGAGGAGAAAGCAUAAGAAAGGAGCAGCAGCUCAUGAACUCGAUUCCAAUCCCAAACGCACCAACACCAACUCCAACCCCAACACCUUCACUUCACCGCCUCAACUAUCCCGUGUUAGGAAACAACUUGACCCUGAAACAACCCAAUACUUCUCAGAAAUUGCUAAUCUUUUUGAAACUGAAGGGGUGCAAUUGGAGGAACGAUCACUUAUAUGUGCUAAUGCUCUCCAGGAAACCAAGGGGAAAGAAUUCGAAAUAGCAACCGAUUAUAUUGUUAGCCACACUUUGGAGACCAUUCUCCAGGGUUGUGAUGUAGACCACCUUUGUGAUUUCCUUCGAACUUCUGCUAACGACUUCCCCUAUAUUGCAAUGGAUAGAUCUGGUUCUCAUGUCGCUGAGACGGCCAUCAAGUCUUUAGCCGUUCAUCUCCAAGACGAUGAAGCUCGCCCUCUGGUUGAGGAGGCUUUAACCGUGAUAUGCAAGGUAAUUGCAGCAAAUUCCGUUAAUGUAAUGUGUGACUGCUAUGGUUCUCAUGUGCUGCGGACUCUUCUCUGCCUUUGUAGAGGAGUGCCGUUAGAUAAGUCUGGAUACUAUUUAUCAAAAUCAAAUACAGUAUUAGCAGAGCGGUUGAAUUCAAAGGAGUUUUCAAAUAAAGAUGUUGCAACAAAUUUUCAGCCUGGAUUUCCAAAUUUACUGAAAUUACUUGUAUCAGAUACGUUAAAGCAUGCUAAGAAAUGUAUUAAGACACUACAAGUUGACCAAUUCAGUAGUUUGGUUUUUCAGACAAUGCUGAGGGUCUUGGCAGGUGAUGAUGAAGAGUUGUUACGUGUGAUUCCUUUCCUUCUUGGCUGCAAGGAUAAAAAUAAUGCAGAGGACAAUUUUAUAGACACUAAAUUAUCAGCAGAUCUCAAGAAUUUGUUAAAGGAAUCUAAAUUUAGCCAUCUAAUGGAGGUUGUUUUGGAAGUAUCUCCUGAGGCCUUGUUUAAUGAAUUGUUCACCAAAGUAUUCAGGAAUUCCUUGUUUGAGUUAUCAUCUCAUCAACAUGGGAACUUUGUUGUUCAAGCAUUAAUUUCUUGUGCAAACAAUCUAGAUCUGAUGGAGUUGAUUUGGGAAGAACUUGGUCCAAAUCUGGAGGAUCUUUUCAAAAUGGGAAGGUCAGGAGUUGUUGCUUCUCUUGUUGCUGCCAGUGAAAGGCUUCAUGUUAAUGAACGCAAGUGCUGUCAAGUCCUUGCUGAAGCAGUAUGUCCAGUGGAUGAGUCUCCAAAAGGGAUUGUUCCACGACUCAUGUUUCUUGAUAGCUGUUUCACAUAUGAAGAUAAGUCCAACUGGAGCUGGCAAAGUGGUGCUAAAAUGAAUGUCAUGGGUUCUCUGAUCUUACAGACAGUAUUCCGUUUUAGAAGUGAAUAUAUACAACCUUAUAUCACGAGUAUAACUACCAUGGAAGCUACCCACGUGCUUGAAGCAGUGGGAGAUUCAAGAGGAUCACAUGUUAUUGAGGCUUUUCUAUGUUCAGGAGCUUCAGGGAAACUGAAGCGCAGAUUGGUUACCAAACUGCGAGGGCAUUUUGGAGAGAUCGCACUCCACUCAUCUGGUGCUUUUACCGUUGAAAAGUGCUUCACUGCCAGUAAUCUGUCACUAAGAGAGGCUAUAGUGUCGGAGGUGUUGGCUGUGCGAAGUGAUCUUUCGAAGACAAAGCAGGGCUCUUUCCUAUUAAGGAGACUAGAUGUUGACGGAUUUGCAGCGAGUCCUGAUCAUUGGCGGUCAAAACAAGCAUCCAAAGAAUCUACUUAUAAAGAUUUUUAUACUAUGUUUGGUUCCAAUGAUACAAAGUUGGCGAAAAAUGAUUCAUUUCUUGCUGACACCUCGAAUACAAAAUCAAAUCCAAAAAAUGUAAAGGAAAUGAGGAAAGAAAUUGACCAAUCUCUAGGUUCUGGUGCACCAUUUUUGAGCUAUCAAAAAAAUUCAAAAAAGGAAAAGCACAAAAGUAAGAAAAAUGCUUAUAUUAGAAGGGAGGAUGAUGACUCUAACAGAAAGAAGAGAUCUAAAAAGGAUAAGGUUGGAAGUGGGUUUGAUAGUGCUGCUACUGCAGCAACCGGGAAGACAGUGAAGAAACGGCGAAGAGAUGGUGACUUUUCCGAGGCUUCUCUGAAGAAAGUGAAGGCAUCCAACGCAUAG
This is a messenger RNA of Sphenostylis stenocarpa, 2331 nucleotides long. NCBI's taxonomy places the organism in Eukaryota, Viridiplantae, Streptophyta, Magnoliopsida, Fabales, Fabaceae. The record is from the annotation of a GenBank genome assembly.